Oryza brachyantha (malo sina) is the source of this 2023-nucleotide messenger RNA. Its product is annotated as protein PHOSPHATE STARVATION RESPONSE 2. Gene Ontology annotation, molecular function: DNA-binding transcription factor activity; DNA binding. Lineage: Eukaryota; Viridiplantae; Streptophyta; Magnoliopsida; Poales; Poaceae. Bases 280 to 1623 code for a protein of 447 amino acids. The transcript has 9 exons. The record is from RefSeq and is a predicted model, not a curated record.
CUCUCCUCCCUUCUCUCUCUACCGUCGCAAGCGACGCCCUCUGACGCCUCCGCCGCUCGAUCUCUCGCCGGAGGUCAGGCCUCCCGCCGUCUCCGCCUGUGUGUGUGUGUGUCUGUCUAUCGCUCGCUCAGCGUUGGCCCGGUUCAAUCGACGGCUCGCCGCCCCCCCUCCCGAGAUGUGUCAGCCCUAAGAGAGAAAAACUGUUUUGGAAAGUCAAGUCAACAAAGGUCUUGUCAAUUCUCAUAUUUUGAAGGAUAACUCUGAAGUCAGUGUUUGUAAAUGGAGAGAAUAAGCACGAAUCAAAUUUACAAUUCUGCAAUUCCAGUCACUGUGCCAUCGCCUUUACCUGCCAUACCAGUCACUCUGGAUGAGAACUUUCCCAGGAUUCCUGAUGGGCAGAAUGUUUCGCGGGAGAGAGAAUUGAGAAGCACCCAGCUGCCACCUCAUCAGAAUCAGAGUACUGUUGCUCCUCUUCAUGGGCAGUUUCAGUCCAGUACUGGGUCUGUUGGGCCUUUGCGUUCGUCCCAGGAGAUAAGGUUCUCUUCAGUUUCAAACCAUGAGCAAUAUACAAAUGCCAAUCCUUAUAAUUCUCAAACACCAAGAACUGGAAGUUCUACGACGGUUAAUUAUGGGUCACAAUAUGGAGGCUUUGAACAUUCGCUGACUGAUUUUCCAAGAGAUGCUGGGCCGACGUGGUGCCCUGAUCCAGUUGACGGUUUGCUUGGAUAUUCAGAUGAUGUCCCUAGCGAGAACAACUUGACUGAAAGCAAUUCUAUUGCAGCUACUGAUGAACUUGCCAAGCAAAGUGAAUGGUGGAAUGAUUUUAUGAAUUAUGAUUGGAAGGAUGUUGUUGAUAACACAUCUUGUCCUGAAACUCAACCACAGGUUCGACCGCCAGCGCAACCAUCUAUGGUAGUUCACCAAUCCGCCGCCCAACAAUCAGUUUCAUCUCAAUCUGGAGAACCUUCUGCAGUUGCUAUACCCUCACCCACUGCUGCCUCCAAUACCUCCAACUCCAAGACACGAAUGAGAUGGACUCCUGAACUUCAUGAGCGAUUUGUGGAUGCUGUCAAUAUACUUGGUGGCAGUGAAAAAGCUACGCCUAAGGGUGUGUUGAAGCUAAUGAAGGCAGACAAUUUGACCAUUUAUCAUGUAAAAAGUCAUCUUCAGAAAUACAGAACAGCUCGAUAUAGACCAGAAUUAUCUGAAGGUUCUUCAGAUAAGAAGGCAGCCUCAAAAGAGGACAUACCAUCUCUAGACCUGAAAGGAGGGAAUUUUGAUCUCACUGAGGCACUGCGUCUCCAGUUAGAACUUCAAAAGCGACUUCAUGAACAGCUUGAGAUUCAAAGAAGUUUGCAGCUGAGAAUUGAGGAGCAGGGGAAGUGCCUUCAGAUGAUGCUCGAGCAGCAGUGCAUACCUGGGACAGACAAGGCGGAGGCUUCAACCCCAGCAGAAGGGUCAAAGCCAUCUUCUGACCUUCCAGAAUCUUCUACUGCCAAGGAUGUCACAGAAAAUACUCAGAAUGGAACGGCCAAACAAACAGAAUCGGGUGACACAGAUAAUGAGGAUGUAACGAGGGUGUCCCCAAGUUGCGGAUCUGAGUGGCCAUUGAAUGGGCUCUAGGACGAUCUGACUGUUGUUUGGCAAAAUUAAAAUUAAAUCUUUUUUUGCCCUUUCACAGGGAACAGAAGAACGCUAUUGUGAACAGCAUAUGAAAGCUUGUCCCAGAGCAUGUAGCUAGACUUUAGUUGUACAGUAGCCCAAAACACGGCAGCGACGAUUCCGUGUUAAUGGGAUGAUCUUUAGGUUUUGGAAGGCAAGCACAAAGCAAAUUUGCACUGAUGUACUCUUGUCAGGGGUUUGACUUCUUUGCUUUCUUCUUUGUUGUUAGGAACUCCAUAGCAUGGGUUAGGCAUUUGAUUAUGAUGAACUAAUUCAAGGAUUUCCUAUAUAUAAUCUUUGGUACCUUGUGUGUCGGAACUGGUACCAGGCAUCAAUAUCAAUGAUCUGUUAAACUUUGUUU